Sodiomyces alkalinus F11 is the source of this 1646-nucleotide messenger RNA. RefSeq names its product GroES-like protein. The record is from RefSeq and is a predicted model, not a curated record. Gene Ontology annotation, biological process: alcohol metabolic process. Gene Ontology annotation, molecular function: alcohol dehydrogenase (NADP+) activity; zinc ion binding. NCBI's taxonomy places the organism in Eukaryota, Fungi, Ascomycota, Sordariomycetes, Glomerellales, Plectosphaerellaceae. The transcript has 2 exons. Bases 330 to 1409 code for a protein of 359 amino acids.
AACCAACUCGUUGUCCACUGUCAAGCCCAUCGAAGUCAUGGAUCCAGACCACGGAGUAAUUACCACGUUAUCCAUGCCCAACUUGGCCAGGAGUGAUCCAAGAACUACGUCAAAGAUGAGGUCACGAGUACAUGAUGUGGGUAUGAAAAAGCUCCUAGUCCACGUUGGGGAAAUCCCGCGGGUAUAUCGACGAGUCACGAAAUAUAUUCACUUGCUACCUCAGACCGUACGUUCGAGGAAUCGUGGCUCCGAGCUUGACGGAGAAAAGAUGAGGACAGCGGCUUUGAUUCUUGACGACUUCACAGCUUCAACUCCAGUGCUCCACCACCAUGACAAGCGAUACGGACUACAAGUUCGAAGGCUGGGUGGCCCACGAUGCCUCCUCCGUCGACGGAAACAUGAAGUGGCAAACCUACACCCCGAAGCCCUUCACCGCCUCGGACAUCGACAUCAAAAUCACCCACUGCGGCGUCUGCGGCACGGACCUCAGCAGCCUCCGCUCCGGCUGGAAACCCGCCGACUACCCCAUCGUAGUCGGGCACGAGAUCGUCGGCCACGUCGUGCGCGUAGGGUCCAACGUGACGGACUUCCAGCCGGGCGACCGCGUCGGCGUCGGCGCCCAGUGCAAGAGCUGCCUGCAGCCGGGCUGCCGGCCGUGCAACAACGACAUGGAGCAGCACUGCCCCGACGAGUUCACCACCACCUACGACGCGCGGUACAAGGAGGACGGGAGCAAGGCCUACGGCGGCUACGCGCGCUACUGGCGCGGUCCCGCUAGCUUCGUCUUCAAGAUCCCCGGCGCCAUUCCCUCCGAGAUCGCCGCGCCGCUGCUCUGCGGGGGGUUGACCGUCUACGCGCCCCUAACGGACAACGGGGCCGGGCCGGGGAAGCGCGUCGGCAUCGCUGGGUUCGGCGGGCUGGGCCAUCUGGGGGUUCUCUUCGCGAAGGCGCUGGGGUGCGAGAAGGUUGUUGCCAUCUCGCGGUCGGCGAGCAAGAGGGAGGAUGCGCUUAGGAUGGGGGCGGACGAGUACAUCGCCACGGCGGAUGACGAGCAGUGGCAUACCAAGCACGCGAGGUCGCUCGACUUGAUCAUCUCGACCAUCUCUGGCGCCGAUUUCCCGCUCGACAAGUACCUCUCCCUCCUGGAUGUCAAGGGCAACUUGAUCCAAGUCGGCGCGCCGGAAGAUCCGAUGCCCUCGUUCAGCGCCUUCUCCUUGCUUGUGGGGGACCGGAAGGUCGGUGGUAGCACGAUCGGGUCUCGCAAGCAAGCGCGGGAGAUGUUGGAGCUGGCUGCCAAAACGAAUCUGCGGGCUUGGGUUCAAGUGAGACCGAUGAGCGAAGCCAACCAGGUCGUGGUGGAUAUGGAUAAGGGAAAUGCGAGGUAUCGUUAUGUGUUGCAGAAUGAGUGAUGGGUCAGUUGGAGAAGGCCAACGCGGCCCGCGUUACACGGGGUGGUAGCCUGUGGACGAGAGAGAAUAUGAUGAGUACAUCCUUACUGUACAGUUGCCAGGCGAAACGUUUCUACCCGGUCAAAAGUAUCUGUAAUGAUGCAAGGCAGCCCGCAGCCUGCAGGCACGACAACUGUACGGUGUACCUUCCUAAAAUGCUUAUGACAAACGACGAAAGCGACGCACCUCGCAGGCUUG